This is a messenger RNA of Ascoidea rubescens DSM 1968, 6432 nucleotides long. RefSeq lists its product as uncharacterized. Lineage: Eukaryota; Fungi; Ascomycota; Saccharomycetes; Ascoideales; Ascoideaceae. Gene Ontology annotation, molecular function: protein binding. The transcript has a single exon. The coding region runs from base 327 to 6209 and encodes 1960 amino acids. The record is from RefSeq and is a predicted model, not a curated record.
GAACAAGUGCAGCACAAGUCGCGGAUGGCGCUAAAUCUGCUUCUCGAAAAGGGUAGAAAUCAAUGCAGAAGAUGCAAAAAAGGCAGUAGAAGAAGCAGCAGCUCCAGCAGCAGAAGGAGCCCUCUUUGAAAAUGUGGCAUCGGAGCAGCAAGAUCAAGCAAGACCCGGCAUGACGCUGCUUCUUGUGCCUGGGGCUGCGCUGCUCCUUGCUUUGUGUGUUUCGCAGUUCUUUUCUGCUUCAUCACUUCUUUUCACCUCUCCUUCCUCAGCAGCUGCUCUCUCUCUUCGUUCAUCUUCGUUCUGUGUUGGUUUUGCUGCUUGGGCCUAUGAAUUUUAGCGUUGCUUCUGGCCUUGAUCUCAUUGAAUUACCGGAAAACAACAGAAGAAAGACACCUCAGAAGAUCUCUGCUCUUUCCAUUCACAAUGCUACACUCUCUCCAACUGCUGUUUUCUCACACCAACUGACUCAUCUAACCCAAGCUUUUGUUCUUCACCAGCAUCCCCAAUCCAUUUUCCAAAUGCCUCAUCACACAAAUCACAAUUCCAGUUCCACUUCCGAUCAUACUUCCAACCACACUAAUAUCGAUAUUCAGAAAAACAUUUCAAUCUCAGCUAUACCGAAAUCCUCGUCCAAUAAUCUUGCUCAGCUUUCAAUUUACAACAAAUCAUCAUCUUCUCCUUCUUCUUCCUUUUUCAACCAUAUUAUUCAAAACAACAGCACCAAUAUUAAUUCCAAAAUAGCUUCUUGUUUGGCUUUUCCUCAUUUAUCACUCACCCACCCAAACAAUAUUAAUAUUCAAACUACUCCAAAUCAAUCACCGAAAGUAAACACUAAUCCAAUUGAUAAACCCCCUAUAAUUAGAUCUGUUUCUCUUUCUUGUUCAGAUUCUGAUAUUAUAAUUGUUUCAGAUUCAGAUUCAAACUCGGGCUCAGAAGCAACCUUGAAUUCAACUUUUUUUUCAAAUUUAAUUCUGCCACAAGUAAAGAAUCAUUCUGGACAGCAAACGCUCAUUACACACCCGGAAAAUAAACAAAUCUAUUCAUCUGAUUCAUCUGAUAUAGAACCCAUAAACAUUUCCGAAUCUGAUGAUGAUAAUAAUGAUAAUGAUAAUGAUAAUGAUAAUGAUACUGAUUUUAUCUCCAAUUUUCCCAAUACGACUCAAAAUUCUAAUCAAUUAAAAUCUUAUAUCGUGUCUUUUCGCUAUGACCUUAAAAGAUUUCUAAAAUUUCAGCAAAAAUUGCCUGAAAAACAGAAAAAGGAAAAACAACAGAAAAAAAUUGUUACCCAACAAAAGAAACCUAUUAACAAGAAGAAAAAUAUAAAUAAAAAGAAGAAAAAUAUUAAUAAAAAGAAGAAAACCAAUAAUAAUAAUAAUAAUAAUAUUAAUAAUAUUAAUAACAAAAAGAAAAAGAUUUCUAAUAACAAUAAAAAGAUGUCAUCCAAGAAAAAGAAAAUUCCCCUAGCUGAUCUUCCAAAGGAUAUUCUAAGAAAAGUUAUCUCUUAUUUAAACCAAUACGACCUAAGACGUCUAGCAGCUGCCAAUAAAAGACUUUACAGCUUUUCCCUGGAAAAACUAUACAGAAAUAUUUUAAUAAGAGGAAAUUUUGCAAGACAUCAAUUUCAAUACAUUGUUUCCGCAACAAAUCGUGAAAAUUAUUUCAUCCAACGACGAGAGACAAAUGCUGUUCUAUCCAAUAAACAAAAAAAAAAGGAACACAUUAUAAUGCCCAUUUUUGCUAGAGGUUUAUACCUAGAUUCAAAUUUCACCUAUGUUUCUCCAAAUCAUCUAAAAUCUCUUUUCUCAUCUCUAUCAAAUAACCCAUCCUUAUCCAACCUAACCAAAAUGAUUGUAGUGUCCUCUUAUGAUGAACUAAACAGUAUUCAAACUGGAAACCUUUUUUCAAUCCUAGAAAACUUGAAAGAUUUAUUUUACCUUUACAUCUAUAAUUUUGGUUCUCACUAUAAUUCCUUUCCAAGAAACAAAAAUGGUAUUCAUCUUUAUAAUAACUAUUUUCAAAAUAUCAACAAGUUUAAAUACAACCUAUUAGUUCAAAAUCCAGAUCUUUUCCAUAACCUUAGAAAUCUUUCCGAUAACUUUAUUGGCUUUCCAAGAACUUUGAAACUCAAUUUUUUAAAUUUUCAAUACCUAACUGAAAUAACAUUGUUUCUAAACUGGAAAUCUACAUCUUCAACAAAUGGUCAAUCCCAAGAUGAUUUUACAAAUUAUAUUCUUGCCUUGAAUGAUUUAAAAAAUUUUAGUAACGUCAAAUGUUUAAUCAUCAACAAUUAUUUUGAUAAUAUCAAUGAUCAUAUUGAUGAAUUCACUGAUUCCAAUUUAAUCUCAAGUAUUUCUUCUUGCACUUGUUCAGAUUCUGAAAUUCAUAAUAUCAAUUAUAAUGAUGAAUGUUCAAGUGGAAGCAACAUUAAUAAUGAAACUGAUAAUGAUCCUAAUAUCAUUGGCAAAAAUAAAAGCGAGAGCGAAUCUGGAUCGGUAAGUCAGAAUGAAACCGAAACAGAUACUGAAUUUUGCAACAUUGAAAAUGGGACUAGAAUUAAAACUAAAAGCAGAACAUCUCUAGAAAAAAUUCCAUUAAAAAUUCAAAAAAAUCUCUCAAAUAAUCUUAUCCCUUAUAAAGAAACCCUGCUGGAAGAUAACAAAGAACAAUUUUCUAGUAGCUCUAGCCCUAUUUUGGUUGACAUCUCAGAUGAUACCUCAAUUAUUGAUAUUUCCGACGAUGAAGAUGGUAAGAAAAGUGCUAUUGAAUUUUUCGGUAAUGUAGUUUCGUUACCAGAUACAGGUGCUUCUGGUUCUGACUCUGAUGGAAUUGAAUUAAUUGACUAUGAUUAUUUAAUAAAUGAAAAUAUCAAGAAGAUCAAUAAUCUUGAUCCUGAUUUAGAUUCCGAUUCUUCAUUUUCUAGUUUUCAUUCGGUCAUGGUUGAUUCAAGUUCUAUAAAAUUACUAAGUGAAAUUAAUACAUUUAAAAACGAAACCAUAACUCUCAAUCCUGGAAAUUCUGAUGACAUAGAGGAUAUUUCUGUCCCACAAAACUCCCCUAAACACAAUUCUCAAAUCAAGAAGCAUUUUCAAGAACCUACCAAUGAAGAUAUAGGAAACCAAUCCACCAAUGGCAUUCAUAAUUUCAGUUUUAAUAACCGAAACGAUAAUUUAGUUGAAACCGGAAAUAAAUCUUUGAAAAACUCUAUAAGUGACUGUAUAGAAGUACUAAAUAUAUUAGCACAAAAAAAGUUCAACUUCAAUAAUUUAAAUACCUUGAUUUUAAAAAAUUUUCAUGUUCAAAACAGAUCAAAAAUCAGUAGAGAAAGCGAUAUUAUAAAUGAAAAACCAGUAUCAAGUGAUUUGGAUAACAGCAACGGACAAUUGCAAAAUUCAGACACUAAUGUAAUCUCCAGCAGCAAUCAUUCCAAUUUUCUUAAAAAUACCGAGGGUAAUAAUACCAUGAACAAAGAAAAAAAAGGUCAAAAAAUAUAUACAAAGGCUCUUGGUUCUUUGUUUUCUCUGCUUAAGAAUUUAACUAAAAAAUUAUUAUCUGUUUCAUUACGAAAGUUUGAAUUAAAUGUAUAUUGUCUGAGUGAAUACUGCAGUUUAAACCUUGGUAAUUGUGAUGCGAAACACAUUUCAAGUUUUAAGAAGGAUAAAAAUACUAAUAAUAAGAUAAAUAAAAGUUUAUCUCGAUGCCAAUGCGAUUUAUUUUUUUUAUAUGUUACUGAAAAUUUGGUUUCUGAAUUUGUUAAUUUGAAAAGAUUGGCGUUAAGAUUCAAUAUUUACAACAACAAUAUUUCGGAAUUUUAUGACCUAAAUAACGGUGAUGUUUUUUAUAAAAAUCUGAAUCAACUGAAUAAUUCUGAUAUUCUGAUGCUGAAUGGCGAUGCCUUUUUUUACGACUAUAAAGAAAACAAUAAUUUUAAAGCGUCUGGCUCUUCUUUAAAGCAAUAUGUUGCUCCCGAUAACAGUUUUAUAAGCUCAAUUGGAUCCUGUACAGUUUUCAGUGAUUUCGAAUUUGCAGAAAAUAAAUUAGAUUUAAACGAGUCAUUACCUGUAUUUUUUGAUGAUACAAAUUUUAUUGAUGACGAAGAUAAAUCUGAUUUCUUUGGAAGUUAUAGAAUCCAGCACGACAACACUUUAGAAGUUGAUGCGUUUGAUUUUCUAUCUUCCAAUUGCACUGGUGUGGGAUCUCAAACCAUAUAUAAAAAUGAAAAAAUUCUUCCAUGGAAAGAUUCAAACAUACUUUUUGUAAAUAGUUCCUUUGAAGAUCCAGGAAAAUCUGAAAGUCAAAAUCUAUUUAAAAUGCCAAAAAAUACAAAUGUUAUUGAUCAAACUUCAAAAAGUGUUUCAGAUUGUGAUUCCGAUAAUUACACAGAGAUACUUGAAGUUGAUGCUCGCUAUACUCUAAGCUUUAAAUAUAUUCAAAACUUUUACAUUAUUAUUCAAAAUUCUAUCUCAAAGUUGGAUCAGUUAGAAUAUUUAUACUUCAAUGCAUUCAAUAGCGAUCUUCUUUCUAAUUGGCCUUUAAAAACUAUGUCAAAAUCCCAAUUAAAACAAACAGAAAUGAAAGAUUUAGAUGUGGGUUUAAAAAUGGUAGGAAUUACUCUUUCAAAAACAGAAACAAUCAAUUGCAAUUUAAAUUUUGAAGGAUUAAAUUGUGAACUGUCAAAGCUCAAAUUGCCAAGCUAUCAUAACCCGAAUAUUGAUGAAUCAAUGUCGUUACUUAAAAAGGAAAAUAAGAAAGCUAAAGUUGAUGAUUACACUAAGCUUACAGGGAGUUUUACUGAUAACAAUAAUUAUAUGAAUAAUGAAAAAGAUACUCUUACAAAUUUUCAUGAAAACGAUGAUAUUUCUUUAAGUCUGGGUUGUAAAGACAAAAUAAGCUGCAACAAUCGUUCUUCUACUGGUAGCACUUCUUCUGAUUGUGAGUCUAUUAGCAAUUUUAUUGCAACAGAGAAACUAAAAGACACAUCACCCUUAAACGUUAUAGAACAACAUCACAGUGCUUUUUACAACAAGAAAUUCUCUAAAAUUAAUAAAGCUGAAAAUUAUCCAAAUCGGUUAUCUGGUCAAAAGAAUGUAUUUAAAUUUUUUUCUCAAUUUAAUGAAAACGCACAUGAAAGCUUGAAUAAAGGAAACAGUAUAGACUUUGUUGAUACUUCUAACAUUUCUUUUAAUUAUGGGCAAAGCAACUUGUUGCUUGAAACAUUUAAUCCUUUGAAUAUUGGAAAAAGCGAAAUAUUUUCUUCUUCAUCAAACAACCAAUCCAGUUCUUCAAUAUCUGUUUUUACAAAUAACAACUUGGAGUUACAAGAAAUUUCUCCGACUUCAACUCAAACCUUUGACAAUAAAACUCCAAGAUUAAUAGAUGAAGACUUUGAAUUCAAUGAUUAUGAAUCUGAAUUCGAAUUUUUGGAUAAAGAAAUUGAUCUUCGGGUUAAAGAGGAUAUGGAUGAAAACCAAACAGGUGUUAAUGAGAACUCUAUAUUUGAUAAAUAUAAAAUUAAAUAUAUGAACGGUUUUGCUGAUAACUUUUCAGAAAAAAAUCUUUUUGAAAUAUCUUAUAAUUUAAAAGAGAAUUUUUCAAAAGCUUAUAAUUAUUAUUUUACAAGUUUUUUUGACCCUUUAAUUUCUUCUUUUCAUAAACUCCGCUUUUUAAUCCUUCCAAAUUUUAUUCAACAGUUUUUUAUUACAAACAUUGAAAUGUUAAAAACAUUUCUAAAAAGCUGCAAAUGUUAUCAUUGCAAAUUGACCAGAAGAAAGUUGAAACGUUUGAUAAUUCCCUAUAAAAGUGAUUCUUCCCAAAAGUUGCUGGAUUUUUAUAAAAGACUAAUCGCUGAGGUUCAAGCUAAUUUAAAUGCCUCGAAUUUUGAAAACGAAAUCAAUUUGAACUAUUUAAUUUUUGCUAGAUGUUUCAGCUAUGACAUAAAAAAUUCUGUGAAAGAGGAGCUAUAUGACACUCAUCGAAAGUUGCUGGCAAACCCGAAUUUCAAUGAAUAUGAGCUAUUCGUUACUCUUUUUAUCCAUAGCCUAAAGGAAUAUCUAAGUUAUUUUGUAAAUAGUUUUCCAAAUCUAAAAUUGGUAGUCUUGAAUGGUAUUUACUUUAAAGUGGUAUCGAAAAUUGUUCAAAAUGAAAAUGGUGUUGAUAUAGAGAAAAGGUUUUUUGAGCCAGUACUAGAUAACUGCUAUGACUACAAACAUUGAUGAUGCUCUUGUCAUCAACUAUCCACCAGAUAGUAUUGUUUUAUGGUUUUUUUGUUUUAUAUUAUACACUAUUUCUAUUUUUUUAUUUACUUGUUUGUACAAUAAUGUGGUUUUAUGGUUUUACUUUUUUUUUUGGAACAGUUUGUGGCAUAUUUUUUUUCAGUUCGUGGGCAUUGGAUUUGAGACUGUCAAUAAUAAAUUUUUAUUUUUUACAUCUCUUUUU